Cyphomyrmex costatus is the source of this 1526-nucleotide messenger RNA. RefSeq names its product prostatic acid phosphatase. Bases 201 to 1469 code for a protein of 422 amino acids. Gene Ontology annotation, biological process: dephosphorylation. NCBI's taxonomy places the organism in Eukaryota, Metazoa, Arthropoda, Insecta, Hymenoptera, Formicidae. Gene Ontology annotation, molecular function: phosphatase activity. The record is from RefSeq and is a predicted model, not a curated record. The transcript is spliced from 7 exons.
CGCAUUUUGCGAAUGUACGUAUGUAUAGGUAGCUGUUCGGUAUCGGCACCACGCGUCGAAAAUGUGUAUGCGGCACAGGAACAUUCGUAGAUUUUAGCUGACCACCUUCGACUCAUCCGCACGGUCACGUGUAGUCGACACGUGCAGCCGCCGUUUGCUCGCGAAUUCGCGUCAACGUCGAGCCGAAGUCCGCACGCGGCAUGGACACCGGAAUGCUGCUCUUUGUACUCACGAGCGUCCUCGCCACCAGCUGCUCCGGCACCGGCGACCUCGACCUGGGCACGAUCGUCUUCGCGAAUGUCUUAUACAGGCAUGGAGAUAGGACUCCUAUUGCACCUCAUGCAAACGAUCCUUAUAAGAAUGAAUCGUUAUGGCCAGUUCCAUUUGGACAAUUGACAAAUAUAGGGAAACAUCAACACCUACUUCUCGGACGUUGGUUAAGGAAACGAUACUCCGGAUUUUUAAGCGAUAUGUACACACCAUAUGAUAUUUACAUUCAAAGUACGGAUGUAGAUCGUACCCUGAUGUCAGCCGAGGCGAAUCUCGCAGGUCUUUAUCCACCAGUGAGGACUGAAAUAUGGGAUAACAACAUCUAUUGGAUACCGAUCCCUGUACACACCAUACCGGCAUUGGAAGACUACGUGUUGAAAGCGAGCAAAUAUUGCCCGCGAUACCAAUACGAGUUGGAGAAGCUCUUAACGUCACCGGAAAUAGAACACAUAAAAAAGGCAAACGCGAAGCUCUUUGCUUACUUAACUGAGCACAGCGGGGAUAACAUAACUUCUAUUAGAGCAGUUGAACAUCUAUACGAUAAUUUAUAUAUUGAAACAUUGUAUAACAAAACUCUACCGCAGUGGACGAAAUCGGUGUUUCCAGAGAAGAUGAAACCUCUUGCUACAUUUAGUUUCAUGAUAGAGGUUUACAACAAGAUACUUAAAAGAUUAAAAGCAGGUCCACUGCUUGGAGAAAUGAUAGAUCACAUGGUCAAGAAAGCACAACAUACCUUACAACCUGAUAGAAAGAUAUGGAUGUACAGUGCUCAUGAUGAGACUAUAGGCAAUAUACUUAUGACUUUGAAUGUAUUCGAGCCGCAUCUUCCACCUUACGCUGCUACGGUUCUUAUCGAAUUAAGGAUAAAUUCAAAAAAUCAAUAUUUUGUGACAGUUUCUUAUAAAAAUACAACGGAGGAACCAAUACUUAUGACAUUACCGGGCUGUGAUACGUUAUGCCCUUUAAAUGAAUUUAUUAAUUUGACGAAAGACGUUGUACCUGAGGAUUGGAAAAGAGAAUGUCAAAUAGGUCGAAAUGAGAUAAGUUCUAGCGAUAUCAUUGCAAUUUUAUCAUCGUCCAUAUUAAUGCUAGUUUUAUUGGUCCUAAUAAUAAUCGUCUUUAUAUAUUGGCGAUAUAAAAGAGAACACAGACAGUAUUAUUUUCGCUUAGCAUACAAUGGCUAUAACGAUGCCAUGUAACGGAUAUUUGACUAGCAUAAUUGAUAUGGUAUUAAAAAUAGGUUAAUCGUUGGUUAU